UACGGAAUUGUCGUGUACGCCGUCGCACUUAAUCAGAACCUCUUUCAGUUUCGCUGUGAAUUUGAUAGCAUCGGCGCUAAAGCUGAAAUCUUCACGGGAAAUCAAGAGCCGACAUUCUUCCCAGAAUUUGUGAUCUAUUUUUCUUUCCAUCCAAACAGAUGAUCCCAAUUUCCCAUAUGUAAUUCGGAAUACCUGAUCAUCAAGUUCCGGAUAAAGGUACGAUUUUGGGUUGGAUAAAUAUGGGAUCGGAGCUCAAGGAUAUGAACUCGAGUCCGCCGUCGAGCAAAGAGGAACGUCGGUUGCUCAAAUCGGAUUCCGACACCGCGGCUUCCAUCGAAGAGCUCAACAAAAAGUUCGCGCCUUUCGCGAGGAAUGAUUUGUACGGGACGAUGGGUCUGGGUCCUUUGCCGGUGAUGGAGAAGAUUAAAAUCGCGGUGGCGAUGGUGACGCUUGUUCCGGUACGGUUCGUCUUGGCGAUGGCCGUUUUGCUUCUGUAUUACUUGAUAUGUAGGGUUUGUACGCUGUUUUCGGCCCCGAAUCGCGGGGCAGAGGAAGAGGAAGAAGAAGGCGGAGUUGUGGUCCAAGAAGAUUAUGCUCACAUGGGAGGAUGGAGAAGGGCUGUGAUCGUCCGAUGUGGGAGGUUUCUGUCUAGGGUUUUGCUCUUCGUGUUUGGAUUCUAUUGGAUUCACGAGAGCUAUCGAGAUUCACCCAUGGAUUCUAAACCAAAAACAUCUUCGAAUGACAAAGCUAAGGAACCUGAAAGAUCGGGAGCUAUCGUAUCUAAUCACGUGUCGUAUCUGGACAUUUUGUAUCAUAUGUCCUCUUCUUUUCCGAGUUUCGUUGCUAAGAGAUCAGUGGGCAAACUUCCUCUUGUUGGCCUCAUCAGCAAAUGUCUCGGUUGUGUCUACGUCCAGCGGGAAGCAAAAUCACCCGAUUUCAAGGGAGUAUCUGGCACUGUAAAUGAAAGGGUCCGAGAUGCGCAUCAGAAUAAGUCUGCUCCAACCAUCAUGCUUUUCCCAGAAGGGACAACUACCAAUGGAGACUACUUGCUUACAUUCAAGACAGGUGCAUUUUUGGCUGGGACUCCUGUUCUUCCAGUGAUUCUUAAAUAUCCUUAUAGCCGUUUCAGCCUUGCAUGGGAUACGAUAUCUGGGGCACGGCAUGUGAUUUUUCUUCUCUGUCAGUUUGUAAACAAAAUGGAGGCGAUACACUUACCUGUAUAUUACCCGUCACAGGAAGAGAAAGAUGACCCCAAACUCUAUGCUAGUAAUGUCCGGAGAUUAAUGGCAACAGAGGGUAACUUAAUUCUGUCAGAUUUGGGACUUAGUGACAAGCGGAUAUAUCACGCGACUCUCAAUGGUUUGUUAUGCAAAAGCUAAUAUGGGUUCGAUUUCUUCGACUGUAUAUUUCUUUUAUUCAUAGGCAAAUACUUAGUAAUACAUAUAGCAAGCGAAGCGUAUUCAUGAUCCAUAUUAUCCCGAUAUCAUCAUCGUCUCUGAAACGUGUAUCGCCUCUCCCUCUGAGUCCUGAUGAAGCAUCUCUCCACGAACCCACCAUUGGUUACCGCUUCUAUUGUGGUUCUGCCGAGUCUCGUCUUGGCUGAUAACUUCAAUGUUAGAAUUCACUAGUUGUGUCUGUCUGGAUUCAAGAAGCAGAGGAUGGUUUCACGUUUUUUGGGUAUUUUUGGCGGCUGAAGAAGAUGGGGUUUUAUACAAGUUCUGUUCAUUCAAACAUUCCUUGUCUGAAUAUAUAUUACAGAAUC
This is a messenger RNA of Tarenaya hassleriana, 1762 nucleotides long. RefSeq names its product lysophospholipid acyltransferase LPEAT1-like. Bases 240 to 1379 code for a protein of 379 amino acids. Gene Ontology annotation, cellular component: endoplasmic reticulum. Gene Ontology annotation, molecular function: lysophosphatidylethanolamine acyltransferase activity. The transcript is spliced from 9 exons. Lineage: Eukaryota; Viridiplantae; Streptophyta; Magnoliopsida; Brassicales; Cleomaceae. The record is from RefSeq and is a predicted model, not a curated record. Gene Ontology annotation, biological process: phospholipid metabolic process.